Molecule: messenger RNA, 441 nt
Organism: Cyphellophora europaea CBS 101466
Lineage: Eukaryota; Fungi; Ascomycota; Eurotiomycetes; Chaetothyriales; Cyphellophoraceae
Exons: 1
Coding region: 1-441 (146 amino acids)
Source: RefSeq, a predicted model, not a curated record
AUGACAGAUGUUGCGAUUUGGCAGAUGCGAGACGUGUUUGAAGAAGAUUGGAUGGAAACAAAAUUGCAGGCUGAAAGCUAUAUAAAAUACUCCUUGGAGGCUCUGCAGAAAAUGGUAGGAACUAGCUUCGAUCAAGCCUGCUUCAAGUUGCGGUCUGGGCUAGUCGGCGCUGCGAGCAGAUGGAUCCUGAUCAAUGGUUCUAAUCUAUUCACGGAAAUGGUGCAGACACCUAAGCAGAUCAAGACUGACACUCUGGAAGCGAGUUUGCUAAGAGUUGGCCCGCUGUUCGAUGGCCCCAUAUACGGCAAGCAACGCUGGUCGUUCUGGAGAGAGGGCUUUGAGAAGGCAGCUGGUGGCGCUGGAGUUGGUGAGGAAUGCGCAACACUGGCGAAGAAGGCUGUGGACAUGAUGCUUGCAUUUGAGAGAAACAUGUGGCAUUGA